Messenger RNA from Mercenaria mercenaria, 2167 nucleotides. RefSeq names its product organic solute transporter subunit alpha-like. Gene Ontology annotation, molecular function: transporter activity. The transcript is spliced from 9 exons. The coding region runs from base 430 to 1569 and encodes 379 amino acids. The record is from RefSeq and is a predicted model, not a curated record. NCBI's taxonomy places the organism in Eukaryota, Metazoa, Mollusca, Bivalvia, Venerida, Veneridae. Gene Ontology annotation, biological process: transport.
CUCAUUGGAAUGAAAAACCUCUAAACCUUUAAAGUGCUUCGUCAGCUUUUGCUGCUUGAAUUACUUUUUUCUAUUGAUAAAAGUAGGUUCAAUAGAGCGAUGUCUGUUUUUCUGCCAAACGUGAUCGAUUCGUAAAUAAUUUACACUGUCUGAGAGUACCUCCUAUCAAUGUAGUAGUGGAUAUCAUUGGCUAAAUUAAAUCUAAUUUCGGAUGAGAAUAGUUUACAUUUCACUGGAAAAAAACGAUGGAAUAAUGCGUGUGUCAGUACGUUUACUUGGAAUACAUGCUAAAGAUCUUUACGUUGUGACGUGUAGAGCUUCUACAAGCUUUAUCCGCUACAGGUAACUGAAAUUUAUAGCAUACAUGUGUGGGGAAGUUAUCAUAAACAUGUGAUUAUCCCAGUACAGGUCAAAAAUAGCUGGAAAAGGAUGGCUGAUGUGGAAUACAAUGCGAUUGUGAUAAAUUCAACAGAGGUGUAUGAAAAUGGAACAGAAAGACAUAAAAAUGGGUGCUCUGAAAUUUACCCACAAGCACCGGAAUAUUACGAAGCGAUGUUGCAGCGGCCCAUUGAAGCUGGGUUUCUCUGUGGCUGCAUUCUGUUGUCCCUUAUAACGAUUCUGGUGUACAUCACAGAAGUUUGCAGCCAACACUAUCGUUAUAAAGAUCCUGGAAAACGACUGAAAGUUUUGAUUCUCCUUGGAAUAUACCCUAUGACGUCAGCCAUGGCCAUGUUUGCCUUACUUGUUCCUAGAACAACUGUACUUGCUGACCUACUCGCCACUUGCUACCUUUCGUUAUGUAUCUACGUAUUUAUUUGUAUCCUGAUACAAUACUACGGUAAUACAGAGGCGAUGAUAGAGACUUUGAACCCAGGCAAGAUUUCUAUACGAACACCGCCUUGUUGUUGUUGUUGCUGUUGUUUUCCAACACUUCAAGUAACAAGCCGAUCAAUACGAUUUUUAAAGACUAUGAUAAUGCAGACGGCCAUUUUACAACCUAUACUUCUCUUCGUAAAAGCUGUUAUAUGGGCUAACGAUCACAGCAGUAUACAUGAGACGGGUUGGAUGUCACCAUUUCUUUACCUCAAUCUCCUAACAGCCGUCAGUACACUUUUUGCCUUGUAUGGUCUCAUGAUUCUAGUCACCGCAUCGCAAAAGAUUCUAGAGAAACAUCGAAUCAAGCUGAAAUUUAUGAUGUUACAGUUUGUAUUGAUAUUCACUAAUCUUCAAACAGCCAUAUUUGGAAUAUUCAUACGAUUCAAGAUGCCACCGUGUGAACACGAAUAUGGCACGAGGGUUCGUGCGUCAUUUUUCAAUCACAUGAUCAUCACAGUUGAAAUGUUCAUAUUGGCUCUGCUAGCUCGUAUAGUAUAUCGUAGAUCUGAACAUCGCAAUCUCAAAGUCACAGCAGACCAUUGGCUUGGCAAAUCUGUCACAUAUGAUACUGUAGCAACAUCAACAAAUGACAUCGAUGUUUUGGUAACCUCUCACUACAAGGACAAAUCAAGCACACCAGUCCAUUUAAUUUAUAGCGAACUCAAUUCAAAUGGUCCGGAAACAAAUUUAUGACGACAAUACUGGCGAAUAGAAAAAUUCAAAAACUGAGUUACAUUGAACAAAAUGUCAUAUUUAAUAUUUUUUGAAGAUACGAACGGAGUAUAUUUGUAUUCUGAUGUUGCAAAAGGCCCUUGGUGACUCUCCAGGUAUUUGUUCAGACACUGACAGCACGGCAACAAGUUAAUUUCCUCAAAGUUUCACCCGAGCUGGAAACGGCAACGGCAGUGAUGUGCAAUCGAUUUCGAGUCAUCUGCCUAAACCAGUCGGCACGGAUACCACUCAUUGUUAUAGUGCAUCAUGUUAGCCUUGUUGGCAGCGUUAUUGGUCAGAUGAAUAAUGUAUUAAUUGUUUGAAGCUCAAUACUUGGCUUAGUGGCGGCUGUGUUCUUUGAGCAUGGCUUUUCUUGAUAUAAUUCAACACUUUUUAUCUCCGUGGGGGGUGGGGGCAAUUUGUUGAAUUCCUUUAUUACAAGUACUACAUGUAAUUAUCAAUGACAGUAUACGUACUUUGUCAUAAAUAUAUUAAAACCAUGACUAAUGGUGUUUUAAAAGAAUGUUUUACUGUUUCACAAAUGUAAGAUCAAUUAGGUUAAAUAAACAUUCCAAUUAUA